Messenger RNA from Trypanosoma brucei brucei TREU927, 3012 nucleotides. RefSeq lists its product as hypothetical. Gene Ontology annotation, biological process: Golgi to plasma membrane transport; intracellular protein transport; exocytosis. NCBI's taxonomy places the organism in Eukaryota, Euglenozoa, Kinetoplastea, Trypanosomatida, Trypanosomatidae. The record is from RefSeq and is a predicted model, not a curated record. The transcript has a single exon. Bases 1 to 3012 code for a protein of 1003 amino acids. Gene Ontology annotation, cellular component: exocyst; membrane.
AUGGGGCGGAUAGAGGACCUUGAGCGCAAUGAGCGGCUACAGGUUAUUCUGCGUAGCAUGGACGACAGUCCCCACCUCGUGUACCAUACGGAAGGGCCAUUACGUAUCCACAGACAUGGAAGGAAGAAGAAGGUGCUGCUUGCUGCAACACCGUUUUAUCUCUACCUACUAAAGGUCAAGGGAAUGCGUUUCUAUGCACGGUGGCCCAAUAUCCGCUUAACUGCAUCCCUUCGGGACAACGUCUUGCUUAUUGAAUCGGAUACCAACUUUGAGGAAACGGAAAAUGGUGCUGGAGGCGCCGUAGUCAACGGGAAGAAUGCAUCUGGCGAUGAUUUCCGUUCUGUGAUGUUAUUCGGAACGGCCUUUGUGGAUUUGCGGGAAGUCGAGCAACGUCUAAUGGAACUCACAUGCGACGCGCGGUUACGCGCGGAGCAACUUGCUAAAGAUGAAAUACAAUCAGUGAGUAUGCGGGAGUUAUAUGCUGAUGAAAAAGCUGUUACCUCAAAAGAUCCCGACAGUGGGGAGAGUGAAGAGGAGGAAGAAGAGGAAGAAGAGGACGGGGGCCCUGUGUGGGGACAGGGGCAACAACAGCGGGCCGCUCUCUCUCGGCAGCGCGACGGGGAACAGAGUAGCUUGUUUCAAAAAGCCCCGUCACGGUACCUGGCGGUGACAUCAAUUGUCGAUGGAGAGUUUACCGAUUAUAGCACCUUGAAGAAUGCGUAUAUUAGGAAUGAGGAAGAUGUUCUGUUGGAAGACAUAGCGACCUUCAUUAACGAGAAUAAAGGUCAGGUAGAGAAGCUCUGUGAACGUCACUAUCCGGUGUUUCUGCAGGCGGCACGUCAGUGCACUUCGAUUUCUGAGGAUGAUGCUAAGCUAGUUGGGCAGGAACUCAGCGGUGCCAUUGAGCUUGUCCGUUCUUCCGCGAUGGACAUGAAGGUCGCGGCUGCAGAACUCACUCUCUCCCGUCGUGUGAAGGAUAACGUGGCGCGCGUACGUCUGCUCCUGCAUGGGGCUCUUGAGGUUGCUGAGCAUCUGGAAACAACUGAAGCGCGCCUCCGCCAGCAGCAGCUUCUCGGUGCCGUUGUUUCACUUAAGCAGCUCCUUCAGAUGGCAACACCACUAAUUGAGUAUACUUUAGGUGACUAUGUUAUAAAUCAGCGUGUACCUCAGAUAGCGCAUGAGAUCUUUACAUGUGCGAUUCAGCACCUCAACGCGUGGCUGAAACUUCUGCGUGAAAUGUCGCUGCCCAUUGGCACGGCUGCAAUGACAUGGAGGGGUACCGUGGACCCCGGAUCUGUAGAAAAGGAAUUACACAUGACAGAUGAGGGUGAGUGGUGGGUGGAGCUAAGCUGUACAUCAGCGUUCAUUAGACGGGCUCCAUUCGCUGAAGCCGAGGGUAUUUCGAAGGUGCUACGAGGGGCCGCCAUGCAGGAAGUAUUUGAGGAACUUCGGUGUGGAGCGUAUUAUCGAAACUAUUACAUAGAUUGCCGCGCGCAACAAGCGAAGCUCGACCUUUACGACACACCUCUGCAUACGGAGGGGGUUAGCGGAAAAGCACUUGUUGAGGAUUUAAACACAUAUUGCGCCACUGCCCUUGGCUUUAUUCUUAUUGAGGACAUUGUAUAUCACGUUACGGAUCCACACAUGCAGUCAACGGCGGAGGUACUUUGCAUGUGGGAUCAAAUUUCGCAUGCCAUAGCUGAGCGAGCACGUUGCGUUACAUCAGCGCUGGCAAAUGAUCCCGACUACACAGAGCACGUGGUAGAUGUGUUUCGUUUGCUACGACGUUUCGUCAAUAUCGCUGUCGACUCCGUUGUCAGUGUCCGUCUAAGUCCCGUCAUCGUUUCACGUAUGUUGGAAGUUAUGAGCGACAGUAUUAUUAGUACAUGGCUGCAGGAAGCCUGUGUGGAAGCAUCACAGAUUGUGUCUAAUGACACGUUGCAGCCAAUAUCUGUGGGAACGGACGAGGAAUAUAACGCAUACGUCAAGCGGUUCUCGUUUGACCGCUACAAAGAUAUCGAACUUUUCAUCCCUUCUGGCGACCUCAGUGCUGGGGAAGUCGUACUCCCAUAUGCUCUGCUCGUCCCAAAAAUUGGUGAAACGGCGCUUCGGUUCUUGGCGCGCUGCCACUCUAUAAUUGAGGUGAACAACGGAGCCGUGGCGCGGCAGUCCGAGUUCAAUAACGUGGAUGAGAUGUUGCUGAAGUACCUCUCCGUACUGUUCCGCACCGUAGCGGGCGUGAUGCAAGGCCAUUUGGCGUCAGUAGAAGGUAACGCAAUGAUGAAACUUGCAGUGUAUGUAACAUCGUGUGCUGUCAUGCCCAUUAUUCUCUCAUGUGUGGAACAGCAAUUUGUGCUUGCUUGGCCAGGUGACUACGGCGGACUACACAGACGAAAGAAGCUAGGGGAGCCACAACUCCUCGACUCAUCGUCGUCCCUUUUCGCGAAGGAGGUACAGAAUGGUAUCGGGAGGCUGCUCCCGUCGUUCAUGAGGGAGGUGGAAGAACGGCUAAAACCAACAGCCGACGUAAAUCACUGGAAGCGGCUCGUCGCAGUCCGCCAGGGUACGGUUUCCCAUAGUGUAGAAUCAGGAGUGGGGACGGUUUUUAGUGGUGACGAAGUAAAUGUAGAAAAUGGAGGGCUGAUUGCCGCAAUGGAUUUCAUCAUCGGAACUAUUCCAAAACUAUUGGCGGUGCUACAAGUGUCUGUUACUCGCAGUGUGUUAAGUACUGUAAUAACUCAGGCUGCUAUUACUGCUCAAAUGAACAUAGAACAAGCCAUUCACGCUGGAAUUGGGGAUGGGGGCUCCAGUGACCUAACUGAGUUACGCGCUUGUGUAAAGGAGUUUGAACAAAUUUGCGCAACCCAUAUACCCCAGUGGAAGCAGCGCAUUGCAGCAUCAAUCAGUGAGAUGACCGUUGCUCACCGGUUCCCCCUGAACCCGACGCAAAUUGCGGAUGAUCUGUUAGCGUGGAUCGCAAAUAAGGAGGCCGCGCUAAAGCGAACUUUAUAG